AGCAUAUUAAAAAACUUUAGGAAAAGUUAAAACAAAAAAAAAAAAAAAAAAACAAAAAAACGAAAAAGAAACAAGUUGUGAAACUUAAAAGUUUGGCACUAAAAAGCAAUAGUAGUCAAGUGCUGCCAAAAGGUGAAGUCUCAGCAGUAACAGCGCCGUCAUUUAAGGAGCAACAACAACAGCAACCAGAACCGGAUAGAGCAGCUACAACGACAACAUGGGAAAAAAGAGCUCGAAAUUGAAACAGGAUACCAUCGAUCGUUUAACAACUGACACAUACUUUACUGAAAAAGAAAUACGUCAAUGGCACAAAGGAUUUCUAAAAGACUGUCCGAAUGGUUUACUCACAGAGCAAGGUUUUAUCAAAAUCUACAAACAAUUUUUCCCACAAGGCGAUCCCAGUAAAUUCGCUUCGCUUGUGUUUCGUGUCUUCGAUGAGAACAAUGAUGGGUCCAUCGAGUUCGAGGAGUUCAUACGCGCCUUAUCCGUCACAUCGAAGGGCAACCUGGACGAGAAAUUGCAAUGGGCGUUCCGUCUGUACGACGUCGACAACGAUGGCUACAUAACCCGCGAGGAAAUGUACAACAUUGUGGACGCAAUCUAUCAGAUGGUGGGCCAGCAGCCGCAGUCGGAGGAUGAGAACACGCCGCAGAAGCGAGUGGAUAAGAUAUUUGAUCAAAUGGAUAAGAAUCAUGAUGGCAAAUUAACAUUAGAAGAAUUUCGUGAGGGUAGUAAAGCUGAUCCACGUAUAGUUCAGGCGUUAAGUUUAGGUGGUGGUUAAAA
Messenger RNA from Drosophila navojoa, 783 nucleotides. Its product is annotated as frequenin-1. The record is from RefSeq and is a predicted model, not a curated record. Gene Ontology annotation, molecular function: calcium ion binding; calcium sensitive guanylate cyclase activator activity. NCBI's taxonomy places the organism in Eukaryota, Metazoa, Arthropoda, Insecta, Diptera, Drosophilidae.